Molecule: messenger RNA, 4596 nt
Organism: Mercenaria mercenaria
Lineage: Eukaryota; Metazoa; Mollusca; Bivalvia; Venerida; Veneridae
Exons: 2
Coding region: 294-1634 (446 amino acids)
Biological process (GO): neuropeptide signaling pathway
Cellular component (GO): membrane
Molecular function (GO): neuropeptide receptor activity
Source: RefSeq, a predicted model, not a curated record
UCUUCCAGCAGUACAGUGUUGCAUGCGAAAUAUUUAUAUAUCAAACGGCAGUUUUCUAAACCCACACGUAGAUCAUCCACCAUUUAAACAACUUGCUUGCAGAAUUAUCUCUUGUCAACCGGUGCCUUCAGGAAAUCAAGACAUAAGCUCUUGGAGGAUUGUUAACGUCUGGUCUGCCAGUUCGAAUUUGUAUAUUAAAAUGUCAUAAAGGAUUAAAGGACAUAGAAAGCUCAUAGAAUAAAACAAAAUAUUUUUUAGUGUUCUUAUAAAGCUAGUAUUCAUCAAAAUAUAUAAUGUAUACAACGAUUCCAAAGGACUGGAGGAAUGACUUUGGGCAAAACGUGACAAUUCAGCAUUUGAACGAUGUUCUCGUACAGUUGCACAUACCAACUAUUGUUUUCAUAGCGAUCCUGAUGGUAGUAGGGGUAUUCGGAAAUAUGUUAGUUCUCUAUAUAUACACGACAAAGUAUCAUCCAUCGACGUACAGAAGUUUUAUUUUGUGGCUAGGAUGGAUAGACCUUAUAGCCUGCAGUGUUGGCAUGCCUCUGUUGAUUGUCAGUAUGUUAUAUCCUUACAUGUUUCCCUCGGAGGAGGCGUGCAAGACCUUACGUUUUCUGCACGUAUUUUUCGUGGUCAGUUCCGCUUUCAUUGUGAUUGCUAUAGCUAUAGAGAGACAUCGGAGGAUUUGUAAUCCAUUUUCAUCAGAAAUGACAACAAAUAAAAUAAAACUGAUGUGCUUGGUGGCAUCCAUCCUGGGCUGUCUGGUCGCCAUUCCAGCGAUAUUCGUCUACGGCGACGCCGUCGUAGACACUGGUGUGUAUAAUAUUACAGGAACAGAGUGCUUUAUUGACCCUGAGAUUGAAAAUUCUUAUUUGCCAAAAGGAUAUUUUAUUUUUCAACUGUUGCUAAGCGUUAUUUCAAUGUUAGUCAUAAGUAUAUUAUAUUUUCGGAUCGGGACUCGGAUCUGGUACCAUCACAAGUUCAUCAGAGAAAACACGUACAACAGAAAGGGCUCGUUAGAUGAUUAUAAAGGAAGAACAAAAGAGAAGAUAUGCGUAUUGAAUAACAGAAAUGAUGUCGUAAACGGACGGGAUUAUCAGAUGUCGCCUCACCACGACAGACAAAACUUAAGAGAAACAACGCCUAGGAAGGAGUCCCUGGAAGGUCUAGAAAUAAAGAAAGACCCAUAUGCAGAGUUGUUGAAAAAUGUGGUGACUAGCAAACAGAUAUAUCGUUCGAAUUCUCCCGCGCCCCGAGAUUUCUCGAGAGAGUCGACGCCGAGACUUGAGCGUAUGAAUAGACAGAAAAACCGAAUCGGGUGCAACAAGAGUGAAAAAAGUGCGAAUAAAGGACCAAGCCUUCGAACGAAGCAAGUCACUUUCAUGUUAUUUAUAAUUACCGUGGUGUUCAUUUUAUCUUUUAUACCACAUUUAGUAUUGAUGGUGAUUAAUUCAAUGAACCCAUUCUUUGUGAAAGACAUGUCGCCGACUGGGAUUGCCUUCUAUAAUAUAUUUUUGCGUUCAUUUGUGAUAAACAAUAUGGCGAACCCUAUAAUAUAUGGAUUCUGUGAUAAGAAGUUCCGUUCAGAAUGUGCCGAAUUUGGAUGGACCAUAUUGACAAAUGGAAGACGUUGAAUACUUACAGAUUCUUACAGGUCUUGUGUAUGCGUUGUUUUCUUAAUGAAGUCAGAACACAAACAGAAAAAUUAUUCCUGUCAGGAAUUAGAUAAUGUACCAGAUUGAAGUUCAAACCACGUUGUUUUUUUUUCAAAUAAACUUACAAAUGAUCUUGUCUUGUUUCAAGACCGUAAGCCUAAAUGCCGCUAUAAUCCAUAUUGACGAUGCUAUCUGCUGACGUUAUACAUUUUAAUUAUUUUCUGAGAGAAUAUGUUUUACUAUUACUUUUAUCUUAAGAUUUAUAAAGAUUAUUUAUGUUUGACUUUGAUUUAGACCGCGUCUUUCUAAACGUUUUCGCAGAUCUCACUUGAUUUAGAUUAUGUUUAACUUUCAAUAACUUGUAUCGAAUAACAUAGUAUAACCUCUAGUACAUAAACCACUGCAAACAUAUUUAGUUAAAAUAAAGAAGUAUAAAUACAUAUAUUUUUAUAGCUCUUUGGUUAAAAGGGGUAUGUGAUAUGUUAGUUGGCUGUUUUGAUGAUCAAGUCAAAGACAAGUGUCCUGACAAGCUUAAAAACAUUUUGUCUGCUGGUAUGUUAAGACAACAAAAUAAUUUUACAGUGAUGUUUUGUAGGUACUCGGGUCGUAUUCAUGCCAAAACAAUAACUGUCAAAAAUUGACCGAUUUUUUAAAUACUUGUCAUGUGAUUAUUGUUGAUCUUUAUGGUUAGAGGAAAAUUAUAUCUUUAAUUUCAUGUUUAGAAUGGGUAGCCGACAAAGUACCCACCUGGAAUGAUGGAUGGAACAAUUAAUUUCCAGUCUAUCCCAUCAGCAUCAAGUCUAGACUAAACCAGUUUAAAUGAAUUACUCAUGUGUGUACACAAGCUUUGAUAUCAGCCACGAUCUGGGAUCGACUCGGAUUUCAAGCGUGGUAGUGCAACCUGUUGACCACUGCAUUUAUGACUCCCUAUUUACAGCAAAUUAUAUUGGUGAAAUAGAAAUUUUCUCAAAACCAUGUUACAGAAUAAGUCAGUUACAUGACACACAUGAUUGACAUUGACAUGAUUAAUCCUUAAGGUCAAGGACUCGUAAUGACAUUCGAUUACGCAUGGUGGCAUAUUUCUGCUAGGAAAUAGCUAGUUAGCUAUCACGAUAAUAUAGUCAACUUUCCAAGAAAUUUGUGCAUUUUUCUGAAAACAUUUCGGCAAAACAUAACAUUUUCUGGAUAUUUUUUUAUGUCCUGAAACUAUUUUAGCGCAAAAUUUCCCUUUAGUGCUAGAAGCUGCCACGAGAUACUUGGUAGGUUUUACGAUAAUAUUCUAAACUUCCCAGAAAAGUUAUGCAUUUUUCUGAAACGUUAUAGCAAUAAAUUAUUGUUUUCAAGAUAUGCUUUUUCAUUUCCAGGAAAUUUUAGGCUAUUGAGAUAAAGUUUCCAGAAAAGUUAGAAAUAUCGGGGUUAUUGCUGAAAGUACCGAGAUACCUGUCUUGCUAACAAAUGGCAACUGUGGGCACUUUCGCAAAAGAAUUUCGAGGUACUAAGGUAAAUUAUCGCAAUAAUAUUUCAAGGUUGAGAUAAUCUUUUCAGAAAACUUUGCUUCAAGAAGAUAUCUUUUUUAAGUAUCGCGAUAGUUACCUAUCUAUCUCGUGGAAGAAAUAUACCAACAUAAUUACGUAUUCUCCCGAUGCUAUUUUUGGUAUUCUCCGGUUGCUAAUGUAGUUCAUACGAGUAACUAACCGAAGAAUGCCGAACUAUUUCACGGAGUAUACGUAAUAUCACGGAAAUUCCCGAUAGUCAUUACGGAUCCAGUACAUAAAUUGCUUUGCAAUGAUUACAUAUACGUAAUACCUGUUUUAUUUGUCAAUGUCAGAUCAUACAUUUUAUAUAUAAAUAUAUGAUUCUUUGUAAUUGAAGACAUGUAAUUGUUUCACCUUAACUGUGAACGACAAACUUAAACUGUCUUUGCAAAGUAUAUGUAUGGUAAAAAACGUGACAGUGUCUCAGUGCUCUUUAGAUACACGAUAGAAUGUUUUAGGAGACACAUAAAAAGUUAUGUCCAAAAAACUUCUUUACCGGAUAUAAAUGUAGAUGUGUUGUCAUUCUAUGUUUAAAAACGCAGCGUGCAAGCUAUGUCAGUAACUGUGUUGUUUUAUAUUCAUACUAGUUUUUUUUUUGUUUUGUUUUUUAUACGGCUGAAACAUUUUUGUAAAUCUACCAUGUUAUAUCUACAUUGUUCACUCCAUGUGAUGUAUUCAAGUUGAAAUGGCAAUAAUUUAUUUUGACAAAAAAUAGUACCAUUAAAAUGCUUUUAAUUGUUUUCUGUCGAGUUUUUGUUAUUGCAUUCAGAUUCUGAAAUAUAAACAGUGACUUUAAUACACGCAGCUGUAUCAGAAAUGAUGAUGUGUCAAAACAAGAUUUACACUGUAAUGUUGGGAUUUCUUACAUUGGUACGAAUAAAACUGCUUACUAAUCUACAAAAAUUGCUUCAAAUAGCACCACAAGUUUAUCAAAAAUAAAUAAACUGAAUAUACUCGGACGUUCAUGUAUGAUGAGCCAAGUUGGUAAUGUAUGACAAUCCAAGUUUAGAUUCAUACAAAUAAGAUUUUUAAAAGUUUAGAAAUAAAUAAUACUCACCGCAGAAACGCUCAUCACUCCCGUCCUGGCAGUCAGCUUCACCGUCACAAACAAAGCUGUCAGGGAUGCAUAUUUUGUCUUCAGUACAUUGAUACAUGUCAGCGUCGCAGUCUGAAUUUUUAAAAAAAUAUUUUCGUCAUCUUAUUUUUGGUGACUUUAUAUCAGCUAUAACAUAUCCUCUCGUCCGUAUUUUACUUUUUUUCUGGCUCAUACAUUCACAUUGAAGUUCUUAUAAUAUUUGUUAUCAAUACAUAUUAAAUAUAACCUUCUUUAUCUAAAAUUGUAUUAUGUAAAUCAUGUUUAACAAUGUACCUGUAGUGUACUCGUUAAUAAACUUUCUGUUCUGUUC